UUCAGUAGUAUACAUUUCAAAAUUACAUUCCUACAUAUUUGGAAUAAAAUUGUAUGCAAAAAUUUUUUUAAAUGUGUAUAGCGAAUCAAGUAUAGAUAAUCUAUGCCUUUGUAUAAUUUAAAUUACAACAAAUAGAGGUUAUCUAAUUAAACUGUAAUCUAGGUAAUUAUUCAGUUUAGCUAUCACCUCCAAUCUUUUAUAUAGAUGAAAUUGGGCUCAUUUGACGCGUUUUUUUCCAAGAAAUGAAAAAAUCUAGCAGAAAAAAAGCAUUUCGCUCUGUCCUGGGAAUAAAUAUUAAUUUUAAUGAAGCUCUCAGCUCUCUAUAGAAAGGGCGGAACUCUCAUUAGGCCUGUUCUUUACAGCUGAACUGGCUGCACUAGUUCAGAGUUUAUCUUUUUUCUUCCAAUAUAGAAAGAGAAAGAUAAACUGUGCACUAGUGCAACAGUUCAGCUAUAAAGAACAGGCCUAUUGCGUUCACGUAAACACUUAUAAGUCAUAACUUGCGUUAUAAUCGGAAAGAGGUUUCACAUGAGUUUAUAACUUUCCAUGCGAAGCGAAGUUUUGCAUAGAUAUACAACAUUUUAUAUUUCGUGCCCGUUUCAUAAUAACUCACGUAGCUACAGAAUAUAUGAAUAUAAUCGUAGCACGUGCUCAUGUCGCUCUAUUUCGUCGAUGACAGAUUUUCUAACCUGUGAAUAAUCGUCAAUUUUAAUUAAUAUAAUAUCUUGGUUCACAGAUCAGGUUUUUCUGUCAUAUUAUUUCAUUUCAUGCAAAAACGCGUUAAAUGAGUCUAAUUUCAUCAAUAUUGGAGGUGAGAUCGUUAAACUAAUUACCGAAUUACUACCAUAACCUCUUUGAUUACUACGCACGAUUUACACUAUUUACAGUGUUUAUGAAACGCCGAUGGGAGAGAGACGGAGCGGGCAGACGCGAGAAGUUCGUAUUUCUUUUUGUGGCUGUUCGUCGCCACUUUUCUCAUUUAAUUCGUCCCCUCUACGCGAGCUCAGCUGAUACCUUUCAACAAGAUCCAUUCUGCUUUAUAAUAGAAAAUUUCAUAUACAUGUACGUCACACGUGGCAAAUCGGAUCGACGCGGACCGACGUGCGGGAAAUGCUCGCGCAAAAUCGCUUUUAUCACGAAGAGGAGAGAGAUGUCGAGAGAUCAAGAAGGAUACACUUGAAAAACCAUAAAUAAAUCACCGGGCGAGAUAACGGUUAUCAGUACUAUAUAAAUCACUCUCGGUUUUGUCAGCCUAUUAAAUUUCAGUUGCUCGCGCAUUUGUUGUAUUCUUUCAAUUUUAACGAGGGAGAUCUGUAAUAAAAAUAAACUUUGAUUGACGUAUCCAUUGCUAUGAACGCGCCUUUAAAAUUCUUUCGCUAUUUUGAAAAUAUUAACGAAUUUUGUCCAUAUAAUAUUUUAAGUGUAUUAAUAAAUACGAAAGUAAAAAAAUGAGUCAAACUAAAAAUCGUGUUAACUUGAGCGACGUGAGUGACAAGUUUACGGAAGAAGUGCUGGCAGACGUGCUCUGUAAGGCAUAUAAAGGAAAGAAAGUUCAAUUGACAGAUUGGAAUUUUGGCGAGGGAUUUGCCAAGGGUGACAACUACAUGUCACAUAUUAACAAAGGUACGCUGUACGGUAUUACGGAUGACAGUCCGAGGCAGCAGGUGCAAGUUAAUUUCUUUGUAAAGUCAAUUUCCAAAAAUAUUGGCAGGAGAAAGACUUUCAGAUGUGGAGAUUUUUUCGGUAACGAAAUCAUAUUCUAUACAAAGAUUGUUCCCAAGAUUGAAAAAUUCUUAGCGGAGAGAGGACAAGGCAGUCUACUGCGAAUACCACGUUACUUGGCUUCUUACAUGGACGGUGAGAAUGAUUUCAUAGUCUUGGAAGAUGUCUCUCCCCUAGGAUUUGAACCGGCGUCCAGGCAGAACUGCCUGGAUUGGACGGAAUGUACCGUGAUUUUAGAAACCCUGGCGAAAUUUCACGCGAUUUCACUUGCGUACAGGGACCAAAAGAAAGAAGAAUUCGCGGAAUUUGCAAGCUAUUUAAAAGAAAACUACUUCGGUAGUCAUAACUGGAAUUGGUUCCAAAGAUUUCAUAAAACGCUAAUAGGUAUAGCUAAACACGCGUUAAUGAUGGAAUAUCCCAAUAGUAAAGCUGAAAAGCAAUUCAAUUCCUAUGAAUUUGGUGAACUCUACGACAGGUGCACGAAAUUAUGUGAAAAAAGGGAUGCUUCGACGUCUGUUAUAUCUGCGGGUGACUGUUGGGCCCCGAACUUUCUAGUUCGGGACAUCGGGGAAAAUAAAAAAGAAGCGCUAAUGCUGGACUUUCAACAUGCACGUUGCGCUAGUCCUAUCACGGAUCUGUCGUUUUUAGUUUACUCCUGCACUCAGAAGUCAUUCCGUGAUGAGCAUUAUGAUGACAUAUUAAAAAUUUAUCACUCCGAGUUGAGCAGCGCCAUUAAAUCUCUUGGAUCUGACCCGGAAAAGAUUUAUCCGUGGGACUUUUUUAUGAGAGAGGUGAAGGAGACUUUUAUAGUUGGAUUAAUGUUUUCUCUGGAAGCUAUUCCGUUUUGUCUAUUGGAUUCAUCACAAUCGUUCGACUUAGAUGUCAUUAUCAAGAGCAAUGAGGCAGUAAAUAUUGAUGAUGUAUGGACAUUAUCUAAUAUCGAAACAUCAAGUGGAAGGCGAAGAUUGGCAGACGUGAUUGUUCACGCAGUUGAAAAUGGAUAUCUAUGAAAAUGGAAAUUUAUAUGAUUAUAAACUUUUUGCAUCGUUAUAGAGUUAUAAAGCAUGACUAGGUCAUUUUAACAAGAUGAUGCACAUUAUUAGAAUAGGAUUAGUAUGUAUGUACUGCUGAAGCUAAUAUUAUAUUGGAAUAGUAUUAUUGAUGUGUAUAUAAUCAGCAAUAUAUCUGAUAAACUCUGAUAUAAUUUCACUUUUACAUAUUUAUAUUUUUUCAAUAGAUAUAUAUCUCAAAAUGAUAUGCAUACAUAUUUGGAAUAAAAUUU
This is a messenger RNA of Wasmannia auropunctata (little fire ant), 3004 nucleotides long. RefSeq lists its product as uncharacterized. The transcript has 5 exons. The record is from RefSeq and is a predicted model, not a curated record. NCBI's taxonomy places the organism in Eukaryota, Metazoa, Arthropoda, Insecta, Hymenoptera, Formicidae. Bases 1449 to 2732 code for a protein of 427 amino acids.